This is a messenger RNA of Sorex araneus (European shrew), 2954 nucleotides long. It is a transcript of the gene ADCK1, whose product is annotated as aarF domain containing kinase 1. Gene Ontology annotation, molecular function: ATP binding; protein kinase activity. NCBI's taxonomy places the organism in Eukaryota, Metazoa, Chordata, Mammalia, Eulipotyphla, Soricidae. Gene Ontology annotation, biological process: protein phosphorylation; mitochondrion organization; lipid homeostasis. The transcript has 11 exons. Gene Ontology annotation, cellular component: mitochondrial inner membrane. The record is from RefSeq and is a predicted model, not a curated record. Bases 127 to 1698 code for a protein of 523 amino acids.
GCCCGGCCGGACUACAAGUCCCGGCAGCCCCCGCGGCGCCCGGCCCCGCCCCGGCCUCGCGGGUGGCGACGAGCCGAGUUCCCGGCGAAUCCCCGGCUGCCCGGCCGGCCUCGGGGGGCUGGGGUCAUGGCCAGAAGGGCCGUCAAGCUCGCUUCGUGGACCGGCGUGGCUCUUGCCACCUCUGGCUUCUACUACUACGGCAACAAGUACUUGGACCCUAACGACUUCGGCGCCGUCAGGGUGGGCAGGGCCAUCGCCACGACAGCUGUCAUCAGUUACGACUACCUCACCUCCCUGAGGAGCGUCCCCUAUGGCUCUGAGGAGUACGAGCAGCUGCGAUCUCAGGUGCACCUGCGCUCUGCCCGGCGCCUGCGCGAGCUCUGCCGUGCCAACCGGGGCACCUUCAUCAAGGUGGGCCAGCACCUGGGCUCCCUGGACUACCUGCUGCCCGAGGAGUACACCAGCACGCUGCGGGUGCUGCACAGCCAGGCCCCGCAGAGCAGCCUGCGCGAGGUCUGCCAGGUCAUCCGCGAGGAGCUGGGCAAAGAGAUCCACGACUUGUUCGUGAGCUUCGAUGACACCCCGCUGGGGGCGGCCUCGCUGGCGCAGGUCCACAAGGCGGUGAUGCAUGACGGGCGGACGGUGGCCGUGAAGGUGCAGCACCCGAAGGUGCAGACGCAGAGCCUGACGGACAUCCUGCUCAUGGAGAUGCUCGUCCUGGCCGUGAAGAAGCUGUUUCCCGAGUUUGAGUUCAUGUGGCUGGUGGACGAAGCCAAGAAGAACCUGCCUUUGGAGCUGGACUUCCUCAAUGAAGGGAGGAACGCCGAGAAAGUAGCCCAGAUGCUCAAGCACUUUGACUUCUUGAAGGUGCCCCGCAUCUACUGGGAGCUGUCCACCAAGCGGGUGCUGCUGAUGGAGUUCGUGGACGGUGGGCAGGUCAAUGACCGGGACUACAUGGAGAGAAACAAGAUCGACGUCAAUGAGAUCUCCCGGCACCUGGGCAGGAUCUACAGCGAGAUGAUCUUCGUCAACGGCUUCGUGCACUGCGACCCCCACCCAGGCAACGUGCUGGUGCGGAAGCGCCCCGACACGGGGAGGGCCGAGGUCGUCCUGCUGGACCACGGGCUCUACCAGGUGCUUUCCGAGGAGUUCCGCCUGGACUACUGCCACCUGUGGCAGGCGCUCAUCUGGAGGGACAUGAAGCAGGUGAAAGAGUACAGCCAGCGCCUGGGUGCCGGCGACCUCUACCCGCUCUUCGCCUGCAUGCUGACCGCCCGCUCCUGGCACUCGGUCAAGAGGGGCAUCGGCCAAGCUCCGGUCACUGCCUCGGAGGACUUGGAGAUCCGCAGCCACGCUGCCAACUACCUCCCCCAGAUCAGCCAGCUGCUCAACCACGUGCCACGCCAGAUGCUGCUCAUCUUCAAGACCAAUGACCUGCUGCGUGGCAUCGAGGCCUCGCUGGGCACCCGCGCCAGCGCCAGCUCCUUCCUCAACAUGUCGCGCUGCUGCGUCCGGGCGCUGACCCGACACAGGAUGAAGACCACCCGCUCCCUCUUCAGGCGGGCCCAGAUCCCCCUCAGCGAGGCCUUCCAGCUGUGGCAGAUCAGCCUCCACGAACUUGUUCUGCACCUGAAGGGGCUGAGGCUGGCCAGCUGCCUCUGGGCCCUGCUUUCCUGGUUGCGCCUCACGCCCCACUGAGGGGACCUGCGGUCCGCCGAAUUCUCUCCUCGCCUCACUCCUGCGUCCCCACUCCCCAGGUGACCUGGAGUGGCUCCACCCCCGAAACUCCCCUCCCACAUGACUGCCGGCCAGGGUCUCGCCCCCGCAAGUCGUCCCGAGCCCUCCUCGGUGUCUCCCCUCACCCGGGGAGAAGGCGAGACGGGCUUGCUCACUCCCAGGUGUGCCUUUGGGCUGGACGUCUCCCCCCAGCACCACGAACCAUCCCCGAGCCCCUUUGCAGGCGCGUUGGAAUGAUGGGAAGUUUGGUUCUCUUGGCGGGGGUCGGAGGCGGGGGAGCAUGGUCUGGCAUUUGCUGGUGACCUGCGCCUCCACUUGCCCUGUCCCUCCCCAGCAGUGAGUGUCCCUCCCUCACCACCUGCGGGGCUGACUCAGCAGCAGAGGAUCACAGCGACCCUGCUGGGGUUUCUUGUCCAUGUUUUAAUGGAAACUCCUCCCGGGUCGCUGAGCAGAGCUGGGUUGGUGGGAGUUUUGUUCCUGUCACCUGGUUGCCGCCCGCCACUGUCAUCUGCCUGACUUCCUGUGCCCUAAGCCUCGCCCCUUCCCACGGUGCAGCCGCUCCCUGCUUCCAGAGGCUUCGACCUGGCUUGGAGGAGUCAGGGAGCCCAGGGCCAGGAAUGCAGAGACCCGGAGUGCUAAAGCCCGGUGCUCAGCUUGGGGAGUGGUCCAGCUCCCGCCUCCUCCUACUGCUGGCUCCCAGGGUUGGCUGGUGACCCUAGCCCAGAAGACUCUGCUUCCACCCUGGGCUGGUGUUCAGGGCCCUGAGUCUGGUUUCUCCCUGACUCUCUUCUUCCCCUGCCCGCACCGCCCCUUUCCACCUCUUCACCCGCUCCUGACUCGGGGCACUUCUGCCGCCUGUGUCCGUGCCAUCUCCAAGUCCCCCACGCCCCAGAUUUGGCAGGUUCUGGCGCUCACCACAUGCUCGCAGGCAGCCAUUAUAUUUGAGUCUCUCUGAUUUUCCUGUGUCCCCCCUGCCCCACACUCCCCCCCCCACACACCCGUUCCUAACACAGGAAGCUGAUUUCCCACUACCCAGAGAUGAUUUGCACUUCCGUUGUUCCCUGAAAGAAUUCAUUGUUCUUAGUGACCAGCUAGAGGCACCCGGGGACCCGGAGAGUGAUUUUCAAGAUCUGUUAUUAAUCAUGAGAAUGCCUACUGCAUAUUCUAUUUUAUGAUGUCUUUUAUAGCCAACGGAGUAAAUAUAAAUGUCCUUUUGG